Molecule: messenger RNA, 2991 nt
Organism: Schistocerca americana (American grasshopper)
Lineage: Eukaryota; Metazoa; Arthropoda; Insecta; Orthoptera; Acrididae
Exons: 3
Coding region: 1-2991 (996 amino acids)
Source: RefSeq, a predicted model, not a curated record
AUGUCCGACGUCACCACACCCCGCUGCACUCCAUGCUGUCAGCACCGACCCCGUCCGACAUCACCACAGCCUGCAGCACUGCACGCUGUGAGCACCGUCCGUGUCCGACGACACCACAUUCCGCUGCACUCCACUCUGUCAUCACCGUCCGCUUCCGACGUCACCACAGCCGCCUGGACUCCACGCUGUCAGCACCGUCCGUGUCCGACGUCACCACAGCCCGCUGCAAUCCACGCUGUCAGCACAGUCCGUGUCCGAUUUCACCACAGCCCGUUGCACUCCACGCUGUCAGCACCGUCCACGUCCGACGUCAACACAGACCGCUUUACUCCACGCUGUCAGGACCGUCCGCGUCCGACGUCACCAGGGCCAGCAGCACUCCACGCUGUGAGCACCGCCAGUGUCCAACGUCACCACAGCCCGCUGCACCCCACGCUGUCAGCACCGUCCGCUUCCGACGUCACCACAGCCCGCUGGACUCCAAUCUGUCACCAACGUCCGCUUCCGACGUCAACACAGCGCACUGGACUCCACGCUGUCAGCACCGUCCACGUCCGACGUCACCACAGACCGCUGCACUCCACGCUGUCAGCGCCGUCCGUAUCCGACGUCACCACAGCCCUCUGGACUCCAGGCUGUCAGCACCGUCCUCGUUUGACGUCACCACAGCCCGCUGCACUCCACGCUGUGAGCACCGUACGAGUCCAACGUCACAACAGCCCGUUGGACUCCAUGCUGUGUCACCAUCCGUGUCCGAUGUCACCACAGCCCGCUGCACUCCACGCUGUCAGCACCGUACAGGUCUCACAUCACCACAGCCCGCUGCACUACACGCUGUCAGCACCGUCUGCGUCCGACGUCACCACAGCCCGCUGGACUCAACGCUGUCAGCACCGCCCGGGUCUGACUUCACCACAGCCCGCUGCACUCCACGCUGUCAGCACCGUCCGCGUCCGACGUCACCACAGCCCGCUGGACUCCACGCUGUCAGCACCGUCCGCGUCCGAUGUCUUCACAGCCCACAGGACUCCACACUGUCAGCACCGUCCGCGUCCGAUGUCACCACAGCCAGCUGCACUCCAUGCUGCCAUCACCGUCCGCGUCCAACUUCACCACAGCCCGCUGCACUCCACGCUCCUGCUGCACUCCACGGUGGCAGCGUCGUCCGUGUCCGUCGUCACCACAGCCCGUUUGACUCCACGCUGUCUGCACCGUCCGCGUCCGUCGUCACCACAGCACGCUGCACUCCACGCUGUGAGAACCGUCCGCGUCCGACGUCACCACUGCCCGCUGGACUCCACGCUGUCAGCACCGUCCGUGUCCGACGUCACCGCAGCUUGCUGGACUCCACCCUGUCAGUGCCGCCUGUGUCUGACGUCACCACAGCCCGCUGCACUCCACGCUGUCAGCACCGAACGUGUCCGACGUCUCCACAGCUUUCUGUACUCCACCCUGUCAGUGCCGUCUGCGUCCGACGUCACCACAGCCCGCUGCACCCCUUGCUGUGUGCACUGUUUGCGUCCGGCGCCACCACAGCCCGCUGCACUCCACGCUGUGUGCACCGUGCGCGUCCGACGACACCACAGCCCGCUGCACACAACGCUGUCAGCACCAUCCGCGUCCGACGUCACCGCAGCCCGCUGGACUCCACGCUCCCACUGGACCCCACACUGUCAGCACCGUCCGCGUCCGACGUCACCUCAGCCCGCUGCACUCCGCGCUGUCAGUGCCGUCCGUGACCAACGUCACCACAGCCCGCUGCACUCCAUGCUGAGUGCUCCGUCCGCGUCCGACCACACCACAGCCCGCUGCACACAACGCUGUCAGCACCAUCCGCGUCCGACGUCACCGCAGCCCGCUGCAUUCCACGCUGUCAGCACCGACCGUGUCCGACGUCUCCACGGCUUUCUGUACUCCACCCUGUCAGUGCCGUCUGCGUCCGACGUCACCACAGACCGCUGCACUCCACGCUGUCAUCACCGACCGCGUCCGACACACCAACGCCCACUGGACUCCACACUGUCGGCACCGUCCGCGUCCGAAGUCAGCACAUGCCGCUGCACUCCAUGUUGUGAGCACCGUCCUAGUCCGACGUCACCACAGCCCGCUGGACUCCUUUCUGUCAGCACCGUCCGUGUCCGACGUCAUCACAGCCGGCUGCACUCCACCCUGUCAGUGCCGUCUGUGUCUGAUGUCACCACAGCUCGCUGCACUCCACGCUGCCAGCACCGUCCGCGUCCAACACACCACAGCCCACCGGACUCCACACUGUCAGCACCGUCCACGUCCGACGUCAGCACAUGCCGCUGCACUCAACUCUGUGGGCACCGUCCGCGUCCAACAUCACCACAGCCCGUUGGACUCCAAGCUGUGAGCACCAUCCGAGUCCAACAUCACCACAGCCCGCUGCGCUCCACGCAGUCAGCACUGUCCGGGUCUGACAUCACCACAGCCCGCUGGACUCCACGCUGUCAGCACCGUCCGCGUCCGACGUCACGACAGCCUGCUGGACUCGACGCUGUCAGCACCGUUCGUUUCCGACGUCACCACAGCCCACUGGACUUUAUACUGUCAGCACCUUCCGCGUCCGCCGUCACCAAAGGCCACUGCACUCCACGCUGUCAGCGCCGUCCGUGUCCGACGUCACCACAGCCCGCUGCACUCCACGCUGUCAGCACCGUCCGUGUCCGAAGUCACCACAGCCUGCUGGACUCCACGCUGUCAGCAGCGUCCGUGUCCGACGUCACCACAGCCCGCUGCACCAUACGCUGUCAGCACCGUUCGCUUUCGACGUCACCACAGCCCGCUGGACUCCAAUCUGUCACCAACGUCCGCUUCCGACGUCAACACAGCACACUGGACUCCACGCUGUCAGCACCAUCCACGUCCGACGUCACCACAGACCGCUGCACUCCACGCUGUCAGCGCCGUCCGUAUCCGACGUCACCACAGGCCGCUGGACUCCAGGCUGUCAGCACCAUCCUCGUUUGA